AUGGCGUCCCAACUGGUCGAGAGCCACCGUGCCGGCGCGGAGGUCGUGAAGGGGGACGAGGCUUGCAAGAAGAGAUCCAUCGAGUUCCUGGAAGAGCUCGGGCUCCCGAAGGGCCUCUUCCCGCUGCAGGACAUGGAGGAGUUUGGGUACAACCGCGAGAGCGGGUUCGCGUGGAUACUCCAGAAGAAGAAGAAAGAGCACACGUUCAAGAAGAUCAAGCAGACUGUCUCCUACGCCACAGAGGUGACCGCCUUCGUCGAAAAGGGGAAGAUCAAGAAGGUCAGCGGGAUCAAGACCAAGGAGCUGUUCCUGUGGCUCAGUCUGGUCGAGGUCUAUCUUGACGAGUCCUGUGCUGACAAGGUCACCUUCAAGACUGGUACCGGUCUGUCUGACACCUUCGAUGCGGCGGCGUUCGAGAUCGGAGAAUAGGGAGCAUGGC
Messenger RNA from Lolium rigidum, 439 nucleotides. RefSeq lists its product as uncharacterized. The record is from RefSeq and is a predicted model, not a curated record. Bases 1 to 429 code for a protein of 142 amino acids. The transcript has a single exon. Lineage: Eukaryota; Viridiplantae; Streptophyta; Magnoliopsida; Poales; Poaceae.